Molecule: messenger RNA, 560 nt
Organism: Harpegnathos saltator (Jerdon's jumping ant)
Lineage: Eukaryota; Metazoa; Arthropoda; Insecta; Hymenoptera; Formicidae
Product: DNA-directed RNA polymerases I, II, and III subunit RPABC2
Exons: 4
Coding region: 77-505 (142 amino acids)
Biological process (GO): transcription by RNA polymerase I; tRNA transcription by RNA polymerase III; transcription by RNA polymerase II
Cellular component (GO): RNA polymerase III complex; nucleus; RNA polymerase II, core complex
Molecular function (GO): DNA binding
Source: RefSeq, a predicted model, not a curated record
GUUCAGUAAGUGAAAAACAUAAGCAUUCUUAGGCUUUUAUUUGAUAAAUUUUUCUCUGAUAAAUAAAUAAUGGCUGAUGAAGAUUUUGACGGAGAUGAUUAAAAUAUUCGAGUGCUGUCCACAGAUAUCCGUUCGUAAGAGCGUUGCGGAUGACUUCGAUGAUGUAGAUGACGAGGAUAACAUUGAGUUGGAACCUCAGGAAGAUGAGGGUGAGAAUAUCGAAUUAUUGAAUCCUACUGAAGCUACCAGUGGUAUGGAAAGAUCAACUAGAAUAACUACAAGAUAUAUGACAAAAUAUGAAAGGGCUAGAGUUUUAGGAACAAGAGCACUACAGAUAGCCAUGUGUGCUCCUGUAAUGGUAGAACUGGAAGGAGAAACAGAUCCAUUACAAAUUGCCAUGAAAGAAUUGAAGCAAAGGAAAAUUCCCAUAGUUAUACGCCGCUACCUGCCUGACAACAGCUAUGAAGAUUGGGGCAUUGAUGAAUUAAUUAUAAUAGAUCAUUAAUCUUAGUGUGUACUUUAUAAUUUAAUAUAUAUUUUGAAUAAAGUUCCUUUAUAUA